AUUAAGCAUCCACAGCAGCAUUCCAGCACAGCAGCCGUCAGCUCCCUGUCAUAACAGGCGCUGUGCUGUCUGCUUUCCUCAAUGACAUCACACCCAACAUGGCGUCCGGCCGGGUGUUGGAGAGGGAGGUCCAGGAGGAGCCGAAGACCGCAACCCUGGACUUCUGCCCCCACAAAUACUCCCUGCUGGCUGUCAUCGGACGGACGGCCCGCCACAGACAGACGGAGCACAUCCGGCAGGAGAUCGAGCGAGGUAUUCGGUCAUGGGACGUGGACCUAAAAUCCUGCAACCUGGAUCUCUUUCUGCAAGAGUUCCUCUCCCAUCACACUGCGUCUUUUAAAGGUGCAGGGCAGAAGUGUCUUCGCCACUGUACCAAAGUGUUGGACACACAAGUGCUGAUCAGUCCAUCUCAGGAACUGGCUCAUUCAGAGGUGUUCGCCCUGCUGUCCAGAGACUCUGCUCAUAAGCUGCUGAUCUUGGCUGGCCUGAGUGUGGAGGAAAGCGGAGAGCUGCUGUUUCACAGAGGACACUUGUCUCCUGACCACCUCAGACGAUUAAUAACAGAGCAGUUCCCAGAUCAGGAGAGCUCCACCUCCUGCCCCAAGAUCAAUUUGACCCUCAGUUGUCCCAACAUCGGACACUGGAGAAAGAUCCUCCUGGGAAAUCCACCCCUGCAAGGUCCCCUGGCGCUGCAAAUCAACCCCGAGGAGGUGCUGCCGGCCAUGGAGUCUCUGGGGGAAUUCACAUCACUCAUCUCUGGCACCAUCUGCCCCGCAUCCGCCUUCGACCUCCUGCCACCUCCCACCACCGUGGGGUUCCUCAAGCUGUCCCGCCCCUGCUGCUAUGUGUUCCCCGCCGGGCGCGGCGACUGUGCUUUCUUCGCGGUUAACGGGUUCACCGUGCUGGUGGACGGAGGCUCGGACUCUCAGGCCUGUUUCUGGAAGCUGGUCCGCCACCUGGACAGAGUCGAUGCGGUUCUGUUGACCCACGUGGGCACAGAGAACCUCCCCGGUGCCGUCUCCUUCCUAGAAAGGAAGGUGGCUGAGAAGGAGCUGAGCCAUGAUGUUAAAGAUGACUUGUCAAAGAGGCUUAUCUCUCCAGAGCUAGGAGUUGUUUUCUUCAACGCCCCCAGCAGGUUGCAGGCGGAACAACAUUCUUUUGCAGACAAUGUGUUGAAGAGUACACAGCAGGCCGCCAUAACUUUACAGCUCUUGAAGAAGUUAGACAUCAGGCCACAACCGUUGUUUCGGCCACAAGGAGUCCCCGUGAAGCCGCUCACCUUGUUUCAAAAGAUGGGAGUGGGACAGCUGGAUUUGUACAUCCUCACACCAGGCAAGAGCAGCCAGGAAUAUGAGACGUUCAUACAGAACUGGCCUGACGGAGUCUCGUCACUGUCACAGAGUCUCACCGCGUUGGUCUCAGUCUCUGCCCUGCUUGUGUGGCAUCCAGCAUGUCCUCAAGAGAAGGUGGUCAGAGUGCUGUUCCCCGGCGCAACUCCACAGGUAAAACUGCUGCAGGGGCUGGAGAAGCUCAAAGGAUUGGACUUUCUUCAGAAGCCAACAGUAACUACCGGAGACCUCGAAAAACAGGGGGAGGACAGGAAGGCCAAGAGGACGGAGAGCUUGGACAGUGGCCGGUCAAUAGGGAAAGAGGGAACAGCCAAGCAAGGGAAAGAACGAGGAGCUAGAGAAGAAGGAAAGGAUUCAUUAGUGAAAGAAAAGAUAAAGACGUUAAGUGGAACUAAAGAUACUGAUAAAGCUAAAAUCAAGGAGGGGGGCAUAAAACGUAAAUCAUCACUAUCAGAGAAGAAUACUUUAAAGAAAGGGUUAGGGAAGGAUGGAAAAAAAGAGGAGAAAACUGGCAACAAAGAGGAGAACACUGUUAAAAGGACUGAGCAGAUAAAAAGAGAAGGAGUCUCAUCGAAAACCAAGAAGGACAAUAAAACAAAACCAAAAAAGGAUGCAAGAAAUGACAAAACAGGAGAGAAGAAAUCUCAAAAGUCAUCAGCAAAUGAAGCAAACAAUGACAAGAAAGUUCAUGCAAAUAAUAACGUAACAGAACAAAAACGAGGGUCUUUGUCAAAAAUCCAAGAGCCAGAUUGCCCUGGUACUGAUGCUCGAGAUCACAAGAAGGAGACUGAAGCUGAGGAGAAGCAGCGCGGCUCCAAGAUGUCCACCCCGGAGGAUAUGACGGCUGAUUUUGUCAAGCUCAAGGAGGAAAGCGAACUGGAAGUAGCCCAAUUGGAAACUGCAGCCUAUUGUGAAGGUGCAUGCAAUAAGGCUGGUGAAAGAUUUAUACAGGAAGUAGCAGGUGGUUUGGAAAUAACAAAAGUAGAGGGUGGUGACAGUUUAGUGCAAAAUAUCCAUGGGAGGAGUGGGAAAGCAGCGGCAGACAGCCAACGAAACCAUCCAGAUGAGUCGAUAGAAUCUAGUAAACCUGCAAAGGUUGUAGGAUUCCCAUCUCCUUUGAACAAAUCUUACAAAAAUGAUCACACAGUCCAGCAGGACACAACCCCAACCGAGUACACACUGCUGGACGGGGCUUUGAAGCACUCCCCUCCCUCGCGCUCCUCUCCGGAAAACCAGGCCCCCAACAGUCCCGAAGAGGAGACAGUUGAGCCAGUGUCCCCUGACUCACGUCCCAACAGUGCGGGCCACACUCCCUACUGCCUGUCCCCAGACGACAUGUGGUGCAACAGAGCCACGCUGAACCGACUUCAGGCCCUCCAUUCAGCUGAUGCUUACGAGGCAAAUGGGUCAUCUGGCCAAAGCGAAGAGGAGGUUUGCAAGACCAAAAGUGCUACUGAAAACCGCAAAGAGAAGCAUCUAAGUUUUCUUUCUUUGGGCACAUGUAAAGAGAGUUCUUCGGAUCCCUCGCCGUCUGUAGCCACAACCACCACCACCACGCACUCAUUACCAGCGGAGGUGAGCUCGCCUCAGUCGACAGAAGUAGAUGAAUCUUUGUCAAUGUCCUUUGAGCAGGGACCGAGCGCUGGAAGCCAGAGAGAAGGAGAUGAUGGUGUUUAUCUCUCCCACUCUAAUGGAGGGUAUUAUGUGGGAAUGUCUUUGCCAAUGAAGAAGCCUCCCAGAUCUUUGGGUCAGAGUUCAGAGAUGGGGCGACCCGCUGCACCGAACACUCUCCCUUUUGAGGCAUCGGCUCAUGACGUGGACCUUUGUUUGGUUUCUCCUUGUGAGUUCAAGCAUUUCAAACCCCCUGACUUAAGCUCAGGCACCAGUGAAGCCUGCAAAGAAGUCAGCGGCCCAAAUCACCAUGGCAACAACAAUAACAACCCAAAGGACAGGUCACCCAGUGAGUCAAAUGCCCCUGUCUGCACAGAGGACUGCCCGUCCACCACAGCAGAUGGAGUUUUGGAUUCGGACUCUGAUGAUUCAUGUAGUGACCCGUCCAACUCCCCCUGUAAUCACGACAUGAGUCAGACUUUGCCCCCAGACCCUCUGCCAGCCCCUCUCAGAGACAGUCCACCGCUGCCUCCCCAUCCUGACACCUCCAUGCCAGUUCCCCAGUCUGACUCUGAAGCUCACGGGAAGAGAGCAAAAAACACUGCAACCCGGGGAAAGAAGUUUCCAGGGAUUAUCGAUGCCCCCCAAAAACCAGGCUCAGGGAAAACCAAAACAGGGAGCCAAAGUGGAGCCGCCAAAGGGAAUCUCUCCAGCGCUCGAACACUUUCCUCCAGCACUCGCUCGGCACCAGCAAAAUCAUCACCAGCUCCCAACUCUAAGGCUCCCUCUGCUGGUGAAGUCAGUAUUUAUGUGGAUUUGACUUAUAUUCCAUCUGGAGCCUCCUCUCCCACAGUCACUGUGGACUUCUUCAGGUGCAUCCGCUCCUCCUGCUACAUCAUCAGCGGAAACAGUCCGGAGCGAGAGGAACUAAUGAGACAAACUCUGGAUGCUCUGCUGGAUGGCAAGGGAUCCUGGCCAGAAAUCAUGCAGGUGACGGUGAUCCCCACCUUUGAGUCGGUGUCGAUGCAGGAGUGGUACCACCAAACCCUGGACAGGCAGCGGGAGCUGAACAUCACUGUGUUGGGCUCAAACAGCACUGUCGCCAUGCAGGAAGAGACUUUUCCUGCCUGCAAGAUCGAAUUCUGAGAUGCAGAAUACGAGACAGCUGAUGGAUGGAAAUUUCAAUGUAAGAUUAAAAGCGUGAGAACUGGGGGAUUGGUAGAAAUAGAAGCAGAUGUAAUGGGAAUAUACCCCACCCCCUUUGCAUGUAAGUGGUAAAUAUCCACUUUAUGGGCUUCUUAUUGCAGCUGAAAACUGAAAAAAAAGGCUUAUUUUGACCAAUGACCCUGUUCAAAACAGGAGAGGAGACUAAACCUACUGCAAAUGAUGCAUGUCGCUCUGCGCACACAGACGGUCUCAUGAAAGCUGUUGCUGUAGAUUACAAUAUGGAAACCUGCUUUACAGUUUUCAGCAUCUGAAUCCACCAAAAAAAACGAAUCCAUCAAACUCAGAUACUUUCAAAAGGGUCCUAACAGUUUGCAUUGUAUGUUGAAAACAAACAUUUAAUCUUCAAGGAGUUCAGAUGUAUAGUUUGUGUCCAGGUGUUUGUUGUGAGCGCUGUAAGCAGAUGUAAGACGGGCUGUGCUGUGUUGUAGCUGCUUUUAAAGGUGUUUUGUCACUGCUGCCUUUUUACUGAGAUCGCAUUUAGAAGGAACCAGACUCUGAAAAACACGUUUCGGACCCUUUGGGUCACACACCAGCCAGUAUUAAUAUCUUAAUCCAAGGGGUUAGAUGAUUUUACUGAUUAAAUAGCGUUGCCACAAUUGUAAAAUUGAGAAUUGUCCGACAAUUGUAUUCCAGUAAAAAUUCCCAUCAUCACCAAAAAUUAUAUAACUGAUAAAUUGUAAGUGUAAAUAGGAAAUAAUCAUGCAUUAUGUUUUAGAACAUAUAUUUUGCACAGUGCUGAAUCACACAUGUGUAAUGGUGAUACUAGGAGCUUUGUAGGCUGUAAAUAAGAGCAGAUGUGGUGAAAGUAAUUCUGGAAAUAGAACUGAAAGAACGAUUGUGAUCAAAUGGAAAAUGCUAUUCAUAAUAUUUUUAUUUAUUAGGCAGGUCUCUGGUUAGCCAUUCACAUAUUAUUAUUUUGUUGUCAAACUUUACAUAAACCAUAUAAUUUGGAACAACUGCUCAGGAAAAUUAAAACGGUGUUCGCUGUUGCCCCUAAAUUGGACUAACAUGCUUUUUCUUGUGAAGUAGGCUAGUUGUAACAUGGUUACAUGCUCUUGAACAAUUCCUUUCAGACAAAAUUAUUCAAAAUGUAAAGGCACCAGCAUACUAUUACAUUAGCAUUGCUUGAAUUUGCAAACAUACACUUGCAACAUACCAGCUUCAUCAGGAGAAAACUUGUAAUCUAAAACCAGCCGUGUAAAGACCAUUUUAUUUUGGGUUAUUUUGGUUAUUUUAACAAUCUUAGAUCAAAUAUUGGCCAAAAUGAAUCCUUUAUGGGUUUGGGGUGAUUUGGAGGACGAUGAAUUAGCAAAUUAACCUAAAGCAAAUGCUUGUGAAUGGUGGGAGGAAUAGAAUAUGGAAAAUUCACAAAGAAACUAUUCCAGUAUUGUCCUGGAUUAAAUGAAUUUUCUAAUUUUCUAUUAAAUUCUGCAUCGCAGUAUAUUGGACGAAAGCAACAACAAAAUCCCAAAAGUCUGAUGAGAUGUGUGAUGACAGUUAAAUUAUAUUACAAAUUUAACACUCAGUGCAUAAUACUAUAAAACAUAGUUUAUACUGACGUCAUUACCAAUUCGAACGUUGAGCAUAACUAGCAUUAGCCUGUGCUAGCACUGUUCUGUGUUGCCUAGCUAGCAAAUAAAAGGCUAAGACUCAACAAACAUGUUCUCCAGCAUCAACUAAGAUUAUUAUAGACUGGCACUAACAUAAUUGUACAACUUUUUUUUUUUUUUUUACCAUCUUACCAUUUCAUAUUUCAAUCCGUAUUAGAGGUUUGGCGAAGUUUGAUCAUGUCACGGUAGACGUCGAAAUGACUGCCUGUUAAGAAUUACGCACCUCCUUUUAGUCUGUGUUCGGCCCAAUGUUUAGUGUAAAAUAUCCAACUUUUGUCCAACCCUCAACAACAUAAGUCCAGUAUUUGAAGAAAUGACCCAGCAGUUAUUGCAUGUUGGUGUGUGUGUGUGUGUGUGUGUGGGUGGGUGGAUAUUCACUCCUACCCAUAAUAAUGUGCUGCAUUUCAUUUUACCUUUUGCACAUCCAUUAUUUUAAAGUUCUUCUCUUCUGAAAAUCCUUACACCUAGUCUGUAAAUCCGUGGAUGUUAUUAUUUACUGUGCUUUAUGUGGCUAUUUUGCCUUUAUUUUGCACAAAUAUGCAUGUGACAUUAUGAGUUUCUAAAUACCAAAGCAUGAAGAAUCACAAAGACAGGUCAUUUUUGCCUAUAAAACAAAAUGCUGCCACCAAAUGCAGAGAAGCACCACAUUUUUUAUCAAGUUUCUCUAAAUGAUCUGACAAAGGUUUUUCUUUUCUACAAAUGUAGAUGCAACAAAAAUAAACCAUCCUAAGAUUGUAAUAAUUUAUGAGAAACUUAAUUUCGAAUUAUGCAUCUGUAUAUCUGAAUGUGUUUUAUCAAAUGAUAUUGUAAUUAAACAAAGUCAUUACAAACUUUGUAUGAACAAGAUCUCGAAAACAAAUAUUUGAGUUUCUUCUUAGCCAUCUUCCUGUAUGUGCUGCACAUGUAAAACACUUAAUUUAUGUUGUUUUUUUCAUGAUAUUCAUGAACAGAAAGAGCAAGGCACCGUGGGGUUGUGUAAAAUGAUCUUAUGAAUUUAAAAAAACAACUCUGAUUGUAAGUAGACGACAAAAGACAAUGUCAGCAAGGAUUGUGGUUGUAACAUUAGUAGGAAUGCAAGAAUAAAACAAAAAUAUGCACAA
Molecule: messenger RNA, 6897 nt
Organism: Xiphophorus hellerii (green swordtail)
Lineage: Eukaryota; Metazoa; Chordata; Actinopteri; Cyprinodontiformes; Poeciliidae
Product: microtubule-associated protein 1S-like
Exons: 10
Coding region: 99-4106 (1335 amino acids)
Biological process (GO): microtubule cytoskeleton organization; regulation of microtubule depolymerization; dendrite development
Cellular component (GO): dendrite; neuronal cell body; synapse
Molecular function (GO): microtubule binding; actin binding
Source: RefSeq, a predicted model, not a curated record